Aspergillus sclerotioniger CBS 115572 is the source of this 2265-nucleotide messenger RNA. RefSeq lists its product as uncharacterized. Bases 1 to 2265 code for a protein of 754 amino acids. Lineage: Eukaryota; Fungi; Ascomycota; Eurotiomycetes; Eurotiales; Aspergillaceae. The record is from RefSeq and is a predicted model, not a curated record. The transcript is spliced from 4 exons. Gene Ontology annotation, cellular component: GPI-anchor transamidase complex. Gene Ontology annotation, biological process: attachment of GPI anchor to protein.
AUGGCCAUCCGGGACAUUGUCGCCAAUCCUUCACUGCUGCCCGUGCUCGGGCUCAGCGCCGAGACCCGCGAUCAAUGCAUGAAACUGUUAGCUACCUUGGAUCCCACUGCCGACCUCUCGACGGAUCCCCACGAUCGCGCCCUGGCGGCCUCGAGGGAGCAGAAACAACUGUUUGCUCUGCUGGCUCGGCUGCGGGGCCAGAACCGCGAUGCGAUCGUGCGCGUGCGUGAGACCAAACAAUCCACCGCGGAGGCCCGCCAGGAGAUCGACCGUCUCCAUCUUCAGCUUCAGAACCUGUACUAUGAGCAACGACAUCUUACCGGCGAGAUUGCCGCCUGCGAGGCUUACGAUCAUAAAUAUCGCGCCCUCCCGUUGAUCCCGCCGGAGGAGUUUCUGGCUUUAUUCCCGGAGCAUCAGCAGUCGGAUGAUCACGAAUUGAUGGUUGCGCGGAUCCACCACGAACAUGCGGAGCGGGAGAAGUUGGAACAGGCGCGACAGGAGCUGCUAAAGCGCAAGCAGGCAUUGAUUGCGGAGAACAACAAGCGAAAGGAGGAUUUGGCCAGUCUGGACAAGGACCUGGAAAGGUUUAUCGACCAUGUCCUGGUCAUGACUGCCAAGAAUGAUGCCCAGACGUCUCUCCAGACUGUCUCCUCCGACCACGCCAUGACCGCCACCCCGCGUCUGCCGCCCCCCGAGAAGCCCGAGGCCAUUCGGACUCGGUUCAAGGUCAUUGCGGCCUUCUGGGCUGUGAUCAUCUUUCUGGGCUUUCCCAUCUGGUGGAAGACCACCUCCAUUUACCGUGCCCGACUGCCUGUCCCGGACAUGAUCGAUUGGGCCGAUGGCAAAACCUGUCGGCCAGUCUUCCCCCUCGAGAUCCGCGUCGAGACCCCCUCCCUGCCCGAGAUCGAGGCUCAGCAUCUCCUCCGUUCCACCCAGCACGCUCUCGAUGACCUCAAUGAAUUCUCUGCACACCAUCUGCGACUGAAGCUCUCCAACGAGAACCCAGACCAGCCCCUCGCCGACGACGCCGCCGACACCGCAUUGACUGUCCGCCUGGUGGCCCAGGACGACCUCACCACUCCCCAAGCAGCCCUCCACCCCGACACCACCCAGCUCGAUGUCUUCUAUCCUCCGAGUCAGAUCCCGCCCCCGUCGGCCUCCAACUCGCCGCUCUCCGCCUUUAUCGCAAGCGAGCUGCAACUCCUCUUCGCCGAAGAAAAGGCCAUAAUCGCGCAGGUCCUCUCCGACAACAACAUCCCCAGCGCACACAUCUCCCCGGAUCUAGCAGAGAGCGUCACCCGCCGCCUGCGCCGCUCUAUGAAAUACGCCGACACCUACCACCUCGCGUUUAGCCUCUUCACCCCCGGCUCUGCCCCUUCCUCCUGGGACAUUCAAGCGGCCGUGCAUGACUACAUCACUCCCGUCCUCGAGGCCUUCUCCCCCAUCAGCAAUUUCACCGUCGACACCCAAGUCCAGCUCUAUGCGGGCUUCUCCCCUACUGCACCGGCUCCUGAAUACGACGAGGCUCACGCUGUCUGGACGCUCAGAAAAGAUGACCUUAGUGCGUUUAUCAACGCUGCCGAAUGGCCCCUCAGCCCGAGCAUCGGCUCUGGCCCAACCAUCAACUUCAUCCUCUACGUCCCGGCCCCGUCGCAGUCCCCGCUCGUGGUCAAAGACAGCCUGGCCACCAGCUGGAUCAUUCCGCAAUGGGGCGGCGUCUUUCUUCUCAACCCGACCCCUAUAGACGCCCCCGACCAGCUCCACCAUCUCACCAAGGACACUCUCGGUCCCGCCUUCAUGACCUUCUCUCACCAACUCCUCACCCUCCUCGGCGCGCCCUCCACCCCGCCUCCGCUUCCCCUCCGUCUGCAAACCCUCACCCGCAUCCGCGCCGCGACCCUGCUUCUCUCCGCCUCCUCGACCAUGGGUUCCCUCGCCCGGCUGACCGAAUCCCUUCCGUCCAUCCCCAUCCCGGCCACUGUGGCCACCUCCGUCUCUACCACCCUCACCCACCUCACCUCCGCAUGUAGCCAUCUCCGCCACGGUCAAUUCCAGGCCGCUCUAGCGAGUGCCCGCGUCGCCGAGGUCGAGGCCGAGCGCAGCUUCUUCGAGAAGAGCAUGGUCGGCCAGAUGUAUUUCCCUGAUGAGCACAAGGUUGCGGUGUACUUGCCGCUCCUGGGACCGGUAGGCGUACCGCUUAUCGUGGGAUUAUUGAAGGAAGUGAAGAAGCUGGUGGCGAGUUGGCGUGAGAGACGAUUGAAGUGA